Molecule: messenger RNA, 909 nt
Organism: Bactrocera latifrons
Lineage: Eukaryota; Metazoa; Arthropoda; Insecta; Diptera; Tephritidae
Gene: DCTN3-p24
Exons: 1
Coding region: 98-724 (208 amino acids)
Biological process (GO): cytoskeleton-dependent cytokinesis
Cellular component (GO): dynactin complex
Source: RefSeq, a predicted model, not a curated record
ACAAAAUAUUUGACAAGUAAUUUGUUGACAUCAUUCAUUGAAAAUAUCUGCAAUUUUACAAUUCUUGUUCAGUUACCGCUUACAAACUUAACCAACAAUGGAGGCAUUAGAUUUACUUGAAAAGCGUAUUGAUACACUAUCACGAAUGUUGGGUCCGCUUCCCGACGAAGGAAACACAGCUUCUGCAAGUGCUGGCGAUUCAAACAAACCACCAACCGCACCCGAUACAGUAGUCGACUCAUUGCUAACAGUGAAUAGUAUGUUAAGUGGGGUUAUUGGUAACCGUGAACAAAUUGCAAAAACAAUUGCUCGUGCUCCUGAACUUGAAAAAUAUUUGGAUCCGAAUUUCUUAGAAGAGAAUCAACAAGUUCGUUCAAAAGAAGUAUAUUUAAAUGCUAUAGCCCCAGACUUACAUUCACAAUUCGAGCAGUUGGAUCGUGUAAAACAACUUGAACCGACAUUAGGCGCUGAAUACUUCCGCAGUAUACCAGGCGAAUGUACCGAAAAAUUGAAACAGCAUUCACAAGAUAACGCUGAGUUCGCCCACCAAGCCGAGUUAAUAGAGGAAAGUUUAAUUUUGGCUAUGAAACGGUACGGGGAAAUACAAACCGGACUUUUGGAAUCGCUUGGAUCCAUGAAUAAACGACUGGAAGCGAUAGAAGAAAAAAUGGAUCAAAAAAAGCGGGCCGAAGCUGAAAAAGAACUACCCUCUCCAAAACAGUGAACACUUUAGUCUAAUUCGAAUUCGUAUAUUUUUAAGUUUCAAUGGGCAGAAAUUUAAGUUCAUAGAUAUGUAUUAACUUGUAUUUUAUAUGUAGCGUUUAUUCUGAUUAUUUCUAAGUCCAUGUCCUUUGCUCUGUCAUAAAUAUUAUUGCUAAUUUCGAACAAUUAUUAAUUUGGCAAAAACUA